UCAUUACUGUUAUGCAUGUUGAUGUUUAAUAAUGGACCAGACACAUUUAUCCCGGAGUUCGGUCGCGUAAAUAGCGUCACAUCCUCUUCCUUAUGCAGUUUUUAGGGGCCUACAAGAAACGAAAAGAAGGUACAUGUAGCGUCUUUGUCGCGUUUUCAACCUAUUUACAGUAAACCUGAAGCUGUUGCAGCUACUCAACAAAUAAGAGCAAAUAAUCGGUUUUCAUCGAUACUGCAGACGCGAAUCUCAAAAUGCAGCUGUCCGCAGCAGCAGCCGCAGCCCACAGUGAAACCAGAGAGAUGCCUGCAGCAGAGAACAGUCAUGCACAGCGUGUUCUGUCCACCCUGAACCAGCAGAGGGCAGUAGGGAGGUUUUGUGAUGCAGCGUUGAAUGUGGGAGGUGGGGUGGUCUACCUGGCCCAUCGCAACAUCCUGGCCUGUUUCAGUGAACUGUUCCAACAGUCCAACAUGCUCACUGCACCAUGCAUGGAGUUCUGCCUUCAGGAGUGUCCUAAUGAUGGCCUGGAGCUGCUCCUGAACUUUGUCUACACUGGAGAGCUGAAGCUGGACCCUGACAACUUGGAUAAGGUGCAGCACGCAGCAGCCAGCCUCGGCGUACCGGAAGCACUCACCCUCUGUCAGCAGUUCAAGGAAAACUCUGAGGUUCCUGCACCUUUCAAGCGUAAAAGAGGCAGACCUAGAAAGGCUGCAUCAGAUACAACAUCUCCUUAUUCAGUCAAGGAGGAAAGCUUGCCUGCAGUCACAAGAGGUGAGUCCAGCUGUGAUACGGCCGCUGCCAGUAUUAGCAUGGCCGCCACCACUGCCUCUACCACCACCCGCUCUGGUCGUGUUGUGAAGGGUCCCAGACGACUGGUGACUGAUGAGAGCCCAACCACUGAUUGUACAGCUGAAAAAUCCAACAAGAGGCCUCUGCUUAUUCCCACGGAGAGAGAAAGUGGUGAUGUUGCCAAGGACCAAAACACAGAUCAGCCAACUAGUCAAACUAAGGAAACUGAGUUGCAGACUGAUGUAAAUGACCAUAAUGUUAGCCAGGUAACUGAGCGGGCGCAAGAAGACGAUGACGUGGGGGAUUUUGAGGGGAUCUCUGAAGACACAGAUGAGGAGUAUGUGCCUGUUGCCCAGCCCAGCUCCUUCUCGCCGUCAGCAUCAACAGCACGGAAGCGCAAGGCCCAGUGCAAAACAGACAAGAACGAGAACGGUGAGGCUGUGGAAGGAGACUCCAAAAAGGACUCAGUGCAGUGUCCCAUCUGUCGCAAAUCCUUCAAGAGCAAAUACUACCUCAAGGUCCACAACAGGCGGCACACGGGAGAGAGGCCCUUUGGUUGCCUCAAAUGUGGAAAGAGGUACUUCAGGAAGGAGAAUCUUUUGAUACAUGAGAUUAGGGACUGCGCCAGAGUCCAGACGUACGCCUGCACGACAUGCUCCUUGACGUUUAAUGGAAAAGAAGAGCUUCGACUGCACGUUGUCUCCCACACAGGAGAUAUGCCCCACAAGUGUUCAACGUGUAGCGAACAGUUUAUGCACAAGAAGAACUUGACGCUGCACAUGAUGAAGGUCCAUGGUUACCCCAAACCACAUGCAUGUGCCGAGUGCCCCAAAACCUUCUUAACUCGGACAGAGCUGCGUGUGCACGAAGCAGCCAAACAUCGAGGCGAAAAGCCGUUUGUGUGCGAGGAGUGUGGCCAUCGAGCUUCUAGUCGAAAUGGCCUGCAGAUGCAUAUCAAAGCCAUCCACAGAAACGAGCGGCCUUUUGUAUGUAACUUGUGCGGCCAUGCGUUCUCCCAGAAGAACAACUUAAACAUGCACCUGCGCAUACACAGCGGCGAGAGGCCGUACCAGUGUCACCUCUGUGGCAAAACCUUCAGGACCCAAGCCAGUCUAGAUAAACACAACCGGACACACACCGGUGAGCGUCCUUUUAGCUGCGAUGUUUGUGAGCAGCGCUUCACGGAGAAAGGCGCCCUCGUUCGCCACAAGGCCAGCAAACACGAGGAAGGCCGUCCCCACUGCUGUCACAUAUGUGGCAAAACCUUCAAAGCGAGGGAGCAACUUCGCGUUCAUCUGCGUCGCCAUAAGGGCAUGAGGAAGUUUGAGUGUAUAGACUGCGGCUACAAGUUCACUCGACAGGCUCACUUGCGACGACACAUUCAAAUCCACAAACGCACGGAGAACUACAACCCCCGGCAGAGAAAACUAAGGAACGUGAUCGUGCAGGAUAUGGACAGAAAUCCUGGUGAGAACAAAGCAGCAGAAGCCUCGCUGAUAGCAGGGGAGACAGAUUACGUCCCGGAGCCCGCCGAUGUCCAGGAAUCGACACACCCGGAGCCUGACUCCGGGACAGGCCUCAGCUCUGGCUGCAUAGUGAGGGUGGUGAUCGAGUCGAGCGGCGCAAUGAUGGAAGAGGUGGCGUCCAACCAAAACCUGGGACACAUCGAGGCAGCAGCACAGAGAUUCUCUGUGCCAGAAGUGUUGCAGCAAACAGGGCUGGUCACUGAGGCAUACGAGACCUCGAUGGAUAUGGAGGGAAUCGUCGCAAAUAUAUCAGAGAGAAAGACCUGAGGACCGAAAUACACUUUGUGCAACCCACUCAGAAUUCAGUUCACUUCGCGAAGACCGCUUCGUAUGCGAGAAGACGGAGGGUGAAGAAGGAACCGAAAAGCGAGCACCUGUUUUCUAGACACGAGAGAAGAGCAGCAAAUGAAUGUCGUUAGCAUAGCAAGUGAACUGCAUGGAGGCCACUCUUUUAGCUUGUCCUGUUCAGCCUCUUCAGUUUCAAAGAGUCGGUUGCCUGCCACUGUCGCAUGUUGGCACUGCUUUUUGUUUGGAUUACAGGGACAGGCCAUAUUUUGCAAGCUUCUUCCCCGUUUCCGGGCUUUGUGUUAAACCAAGCCAGCCGUCUGCUGGCUAUGAGCCCAUUUUUACCAUACUGAUGUGAUCGUGGUAUCAGUCAUGUCAUCUCUCUGCAAAACAGCUAAUAAGCAUAUUUCAUAAAAUGUCAAACUUGACACCCAUUCUCGGGCUCAUAUCAGGGCAAAUUAUGCUGAAUCUUUUCUAUGUAAAAGCCCUUGUUUAGACUUGAACAUAUAUCAGUACAAUAAAAACUGCCUAAAAUGACAGAAA
This is a messenger RNA of Scatophagus argus, 3140 nucleotides long. RefSeq names its product zinc finger and BTB domain containing 48 (gene zbtb48). The record is from RefSeq and is a predicted model, not a curated record. Gene Ontology annotation, biological process: regulation of transcription by RNA polymerase II. Gene Ontology annotation, molecular function: DNA-binding transcription activator activity, RNA polymerase II-specific; RNA polymerase II cis-regulatory region sequence-specific DNA binding; protein binding. NCBI's taxonomy places the organism in Eukaryota, Metazoa, Chordata, Actinopteri, Scatophagidae. Bases 252 to 2579 code for a protein of 775 amino acids. The transcript is spliced from 11 exons. Gene Ontology annotation, cellular component: nucleus.